This is a messenger RNA of Sardina pilchardus (European sardine), 4161 nucleotides long. RefSeq names its product glutaminyl-peptide cyclotransferase-like a (gene qpctla). Lineage: Eukaryota; Metazoa; Chordata; Actinopteri; Clupeiformes; Clupeidae. The coding region runs from base 638 to 1810 and encodes 390 amino acids. The record is from RefSeq and is a predicted model, not a curated record. Gene Ontology annotation, molecular function: zinc ion binding; glutaminyl-peptide cyclotransferase activity. The transcript is spliced from 7 exons.
GUCUACAUUUUCAACCCUGUCAUUGCUGUUGUCAGAGAAAUUUAAGUCGCUGUUGUAGAGUCUGGGUUCGUUAAGAUCGGUCAAUUUGGUCAAUUUGGUCUAUUUGGUUUGUUGGAAAUUAUGCCCGUAUUGUGCGUAUGCUUAAACAUAUAGCCUAACGUUAGUUCCGAUCUAUCGCUUGGGAAGUGAGGCUUGCUAGCUGAGAUUAGCGUGCAGCUGGCAGGUAUGCAGUUAGCAUUUAAUAUGGCUACAUUAAUGGCAAAUAUGUCAUACAUUGAGUAGCUUAAUAGCAACCCCUAUUAUCAUGGACCAUCAGUGUGUGGGGGGUUUAAACAGGGAUUUAACAGUGUUGAAACAAGCAGACUGAGUAAACGUAACGUGCGAAUUUAAUCGUAUUUAUUUAGUAAAUGCAGAGUAGCCUUUCAAUGACAAUGUGUUGGCUUUAAAAUCGACAUGACUGUCAAGCAACCUCUGACUACAGGGCUGUUCCGUUUCCCAAAUCGCCCUGCUGCUCGUUCUGAUUUACUGACGUGUUCAAAGCACACGUAGCUAGUCAAGUGGCUGCAGCAGCCGAUGCGUAGCCUAUCCUUUGUGCUGUGUUUUGGUAGGGAAGGUUGUUCAGUGUUUUGUGUACAAAAUGCCGAGAAAUAGUUCUAGAUACAAGGCACUACAGACAGGCAACGGCGGUACGACCUCCGUUUGUGACCAAGUCCGCAUGCCGCGUAUGCGUUUUUUGGUAAUCUGUCUCUGCGGUGCGUUUGUGCUUGCUAUGAUCUUGGGAAUAUACCUGUCAAACGAGGCGACCAACUCCAGAAUUCUGUCAGCAGAUCUCACCAAAGACAAGUUCAAUCAUAAGCCUAGCAAGUUAUCCCUGGCCCAGGUGCGUAAACUAGCUGCCCAGGUAGACAUAUCACGUCUGUGGGAGAAACAUCUGAGACCAUUCUUAAUAGAGAGGCUUCCAGGAACACCAGGCAGCCAAGCUGUGAGACAGCACAUCAAGUCUCAGCUCGCAUCGCUACUGACGGGCUGGACAGUCGAGGAGGACCUCUUCAAAUCAGCCACUCCACGAGGCCUGGUCACCUUCACCAAUGUCUUGGCUGUACUGGACCCUUUAGCCCCCCGCCGCCUCCUUCUGGCCUGUCACUAUGACUCCAAGUUCUACGCACCGGACCCCAAGCACCCUAAACGUGUGUUUCUGGGGGCGAGCGACUCAGCUGUUCCCUGCUCCAUGAUCCUGGAACUCGUCACAGUUCUAGAUGUGCAGCUGAACGCCCUUAAACAACAGCGGGCUGCUGUGACCCUUCAGCUGGUCUUUUUUGACGGAGAAGAGGCAUUUGAGGAGUGGACAGACACUGAUUCUAUCUACGGCUCUCGCCACCUGGCUGAGCGUAUGGCCCGCACGCCAUAUCCCACCGCCACCUCUCACACCAACCUACUGCAAGCAGUGGAUCUGUUUGUUUUACUGGACCUGUUGGGUGGGCCUGAUCCACUGAUUGUCAAUCACUUUGACAACACAGCUCAUUGGUUUGACCGCCUCAUAGCUGCAGAGAAGAGAUUGCACAGGCAGGGCCUGUUGUUUUCCCACCCAUCUGAACAAAGCUACUUCAGGAAGGACGUGUACCUGGGCCCUGUGCAGGAUGACCACAUCCCCUUCUUACAUAGGGGUGUUCCAGUGCUUCAUGUUAUACCCACGCCAUUCCCCCCAUUUUGGCACAAAAUGGAGGAUGAUGAGGAGAGGAUGCACCGGCCCACUGUGGAAAACCUCACUAAAAUCAUGGCAAUCUUCUUGGCAGAGUAUUUGGGCCUUUGAACACACACACACACACACACACACACAUACACACACACACACACACAGCCAGACUCAGGAACACUGCAGCAAAACUGAAAGUACAUACUUCUCUAUGCGACUGCUAAAAAGUUGUGAUGGGAGUCUGACAAUGAAAAGUUUGUGUAUGGCCAGACAAGGGACAGCUGUCAAAGAAUAAGACUUGCAUUUGGAUGGACACGUGUACUCCAAUUCUCAGUGACUUAUGGAGGCAGAACUCAGAUCAUCAACAUUGGUUCCAGCUGAAUAGUGGUUUCUGUUGUUGUCAAGUUGUGGGAAGGUUGUGUACAGACAGUUGUUUUUUGUUUUUGGUUGAUUUCACUUCGUUGCACUAGCAGCUGUCCUCCUGAUGUCUCCUCACAAAGUGCCAGUCAUGUCUCAUCAUGUCCUUGAGACUAGGAUUGUGCUAACCUUUUUAUGGUACUACAGCUCACAAAAGCACAUACUGGAAAGUUACCAGCUAAAUGGGAGGAAAUAUUCUGAAUAUUAUUUUCUGCCUUUGGUGAAGGAGUUCAUGUUGUUGUAUAUACACUGAAUUGGCGUUCCCCACUCCCUUCUUUCUACAACUGAGCUACAUGUGUGUUCAAGUUGGAAAAGAUGAGAAAUACUUAAUUGAAUAUUUAAAUGUCAACAAUUUGCCCUUCUCGGAAGUACAGCGUGUCUUUUACAUGUUAUUCUAUGUGGUGGUGUAAUCCUGUUUUCAUACAUGUUUCACAUUAUUUAGACCAAGUGUGAACUGAACUUGAAAAGAAACUGUGAAGAUAUCUCACACUGACCUCUGCUAUAGAUUCUACCCUCUGAUAUAUGUAAGCAGUUUAUAAUUAAUGGAGACAUUUUCUCAAAUUGACUUGAUAAGUAGGCUAAAAUGGAAUAGUAAUAGAAUAAAACGUAGUUAGGAUGAAUUAAAACUGAAACAGCGCAAUUACAGCAAUACAUUAUGAAAGACACAUAUACAUUUGUGCCAACUUAGUCAAACACUGCAAAAAGACUGUUGUUUUAACUGGAGCCUUUGUAAGUGUACAUAGCAAUCCACCACAUUUGUUGCUUACAAAUGAUGGCAGAUACAUUUUACAUGAGCCUAUGUACUUUACUUUGUCAUUAAUUAGCUGUUUUUAAAAUAGAUCUGUUGGCAGCUGAAAGUUAAAUGUACUGCACACAAUAUGGCUCUACAAACUUCACAAACUUGUCUCAGAAAGUUACAGUUGAAUAUUGAAAAAUGUGUUUUUGGAAAUUGCCCUCUACACUGACUUUCAGCAUAGGUACUUACUGAUACUUUCCCUCUAGGAUUGAACUCAUUACCUUAUAUGUAAUACUAAAAUGGUCACAUUUUUAUCAUGGAUUACAGGAUGCAUUCCUAACAUAUUGGUUGCGUUGUUAGUCUAUAGCAAAUUUGACAUUUUUAUAUGGCUUUAAAAUCAACAUAUCAAUAUUGCUUUGUUUUGGUUCUUCCCAUUUCUCAGAUACCGGUAUUCAUAUUUUAAGAUUAAUUGACAUGACAUUUGCUGUGAAUCUUUUUUACAUGAACACAGAAAUCCACAAACAUGCUGUUCAGUAGAACAUAACUUUGUACCGGUUUCUGCUUUUGAAGACUAUUGGGAUUUGACUGGAAUUUAGGCAGAGAAUCAGAUUGCACAAAGGUGUUGUGAUUUACUGUAAGACUCUAGGAAAAAGGCAAACCAUUUCAACAUAAUGCUGAGCUUUUGUAAAAGAUCACCCCACUUAAGCGAUGGUUAUAAAUGUUUAUUACAAUGACAUAACUGUAUAUAAAAAAUAAAAUGCCUUUUAAAUGUACAAAACAGCUAUGUUUCAGAAGAAAAACAGGAAAAAUCCCUUUACUAAAACCGUUCAAAUAAGUGUCUUUGGUUGAUGGAAGUAUGUUUAUGUGCAUGUGUGUAAGAUGUGACAAUAGCAACAACCAUGAAAUGGACAGAAAAAAGACGUGAAGGGAUGAAUAAAACAGCUGGAAAACAAGACAAACAUUGUAGACAUGAUUCAAGAACAGAUGUACACUUUUUACAUUCUGUAACAGCAUUUCAUUGUACACGCACACACACUUUCCCUUAAUCUCCAUACAGUAUAAUGAAUGAAGGAGUAUGAAUAGACAAACAUGCUUGAAGGAGUCAUUUCCAAUAUAAAAGGCAAUGAAACAACAACUUUGGCGAGGAAAUGGUUUACAUCCUAUCACGAGCAUACACUUACAGCAUAACUAAUAACUGACAGGUGGCCUAUCAUUUUUUUGAAAGAUGAAAACUCAGACUGUAGUUUGACAGGAACCACGUGGUUAUGGAUAAAUACAAUGGCUCCUAUGUAGACUUCCAUUCAGUACAUUCUUU